CCGCACGUGGAUAGCAGUGGAGGUGCAGCAGCCGGGACCGUGCUCUGAGAGACGCACCAGGGCGGCCGUCGAACGGUGCGGCUGGAGCCGCCGGGACCGUGCUCUGAGAGACGCACCAGGGCGGCCGUCGAGCGGUGCGGCUGGAGCCGCCGGGACCGUGCUCUGAGAGACGCACCAGGGCGGCCGUCGAGCGGUGCGGCUGGAGCCUCCGGACCGCCGGCUGCCUGGGGAGGACUUCAGGUCCCUGCCGGCUGAAGAGCAGAACAUCAGCACGGACCGUGGUGGUCUGCAUUGGACCGCUAUGGCCCUGCAGAUGACGAGGGUGAUUUGGCCGCUAUAUAUCUGCGUCAUCUUGGUUGAAGCAGCUGUCGGGUGCGGCUUCCCCGGCGCUCCGGCGCACAGCUCGGUGACAUUCUCCACCGCCCAGAUACGGCCCGGGUCGGCGGCCUCCUACACCUGCGAGCGGGGCUUCGAGCUGCUCGGGCCGGCCAGAAGGGUGUGCCGCGUCAACGGCACCUGGACGCCCGACGCCAUCCCGUUUUGCGUGAUUAACGUGGCUGCCGGCAAGGCUCCGAUGCAGUCAACCACGGACCAGGAGGGCAUCCCGCAGAAGGCGGUGGACGGCAGCACGAGCCGGCUGUUCGACCCUCAGACGUGCACGCUGACGCAGCCGGAGCGGGCGCCGCUCUGGUACGUCAACCUGCUGGAGCCCUACAUGGUGCAGCUGGUGCGCGUCGACUUCGGCCGACCCUGCUGCGGGAGUAACAUCUCCGCCGAUGUCGUCGUCCGCGUGGGCAACAACCGUCCCGACCUCGAGACCAACCCCAUCUGCAACCGAUUCACAGGCGUCAUCGAGGAGGGCCAGCCGCUCUUCCUGCCCUGCAGCCCGCCCAUGCCCGGCGCGUUCGUGUCGGUCCACCUGCGGGGAGCGUCCCGCCAGAGGCUCUCUAUCUGCGAGACGUUUGUGUACACGGACCAGGCGCUGCCGGUGGAGAGGUGCCCGCAGUUUCGGGACCAGCCGCCAGGCGCCAUCGCCACCUACAGCGGCCGCUGCUACACCUUCUACAACCAGCAGCCCAAGAGCUUCAAGCGGGCGCAGGAGUUCUGCAGCUCGCGCGGCGGCUCGCUGAUCGACGAGACGAGCCCGGCUCUGCAGGGGUUCCUCAGCUGGGAGCUGUGGCGCAGACACAAGAGCGAGCCGGCCGGGCAGUACUGGCUGGGCGCGGUACGGGAGCCGGGUCGGCCGGCCGUCUGGAGCUGGCUGCACGGUCGGCCCGUCACUGUCAGCUUCUGGAGCCUGCCCACCAACGGCGGACAGUGCGCACGGCUCGACGCCACGCGCGACUGGCUCUGGGCCGCCACCGACUGCGGUCGCCGCAUCCACUUCGUCUGCCAGCACGAGCCGCUGACGUGCGGCCGCCCCGAGCAGCCGCCGAACUCCACCCUGACGGCCGUGGACUUCGGCGUGGGCGCGCGCAUCGUGCACCGCUGCCAGCCGGGCCACCUGCUGGUGGGGCCGGAGGCGCGCGAGUGCCUGCCCUCCGGCUUCUACAGUGGCUACCCGCCCACGUGCAAACGUCUGCAGUGUGGCCUGCCGGCGGACAUCGCGCACGGCUCGUACCAGCUGCAGAACGACAGCCGUGCGUACCUCUCGACUGUGGAGUACCGCUGCCGGCCAGGUCACACGCUGGUAGGCCGGGCCUCUCUCGUCUGCGACGUGGACGAGCGGUGGAACGGGCCGCCUCCGCGCUGCCAGCCGGUGGGCUGCGGUGCGCCUCCGACGGUCCUGAACGGGGCCUACCGCAGCCUGACCAACGUCACAGCCGUGGGCGCGCUGUUCGAGUACUACUGCCUCGAUGACCGGUUCACACUGAUCGGACCCCGGUUCCUGCGCUGCCAGAGCGACGGAAGCUACGACCAGGAGCCGCCAGUCUGCCGAGCGGGCGUGCCGGCGAGCACGGCUGCUCCGGAGCCCGCUGAGACCGGAGAAUACGACCGUCCUGAGCAGAGCAAGACCCCGGACACGGUCAACAUCCAGCAGAACACGCCACCGGGUGUGCGGCUGCCGGACUUGGACGCCGACCAGCGCGACGCCGGGCCGCGCCUCAAUCUGAGCGGCAUCAUCGCGCUCGGCAUUUUUGGUGGCUUCGUAUUCCUCUCCGCCGUACUCACCACCAUCGUCAUCAUCGUCAGAAGGACCUGCCGGCGGCCCCCACAUCGUGCGCGCCGCCACUACAUCUCGUCCAGCUACUCGACCGACUCGGAGACGCACGGUCUGAGUCAGCGCCCGCACUCGCAGGGCUACCGCGACGCCGGCGAGCUGACGGUGGCGGAUGUGGCGCACGUGUACCGCGCCGACGAGAAGCGGCGCCACCAUCACCACCAUCAUCACCGGCGGCACCACGGCGACGAGCGGCCACGGCGGCACUGA
This is a messenger RNA of Pollicipes pollicipes, 2431 nucleotides long. Its product is annotated as seizure 6-like protein 2. The record is from RefSeq and is a predicted model, not a curated record. The coding region runs from base 302 to 2431 and encodes 709 amino acids. The transcript has 14 exons. Lineage: Eukaryota; Metazoa; Arthropoda; Thecostraca; Pollicipedomorpha; Pollicipedidae.